Molecule: messenger RNA, 2307 nt
Organism: Scophthalmus maximus (turbot)
Lineage: Eukaryota; Metazoa; Chordata; Actinopteri; Pleuronectiformes; Scophthalmidae
Exons: 3
Coding region: 157-1386 (409 amino acids)
Source: RefSeq, a predicted model, not a curated record
UCUCUUGUGAAAUAUUUGUUUCGUCCUGGUUUGACCCUUAGAAGUUCCUCCUUCCGGAGCCGAGUCUGUCGCUGUGCACGUUGCAUUUGUUCACACUCGACUGUAAAAAGAGGCCAGUCGGUCCGGGGUCGACAGUCCAGGUCAAGAGCUCCUGAAAUGGUUCAGUCCAAGAAUCAGAGACAAACACUGAGUCUAAAUUCAGGCAGUCUGCAACACAUGACAGAUUCCAGGACGUGCAACAGACUAGGAAUUGAAAUGGCCGACCGGAGGAGACGCCCGUCACCGUUGUUCACUUUCAUCCUCUGCUUCUCACUGUGGUUCACCCCUGGACAAACAGUCGACUCCUUCUUUGGCAUGUUUCUGCAACAGUGCAUUGAGGAAUGUCCGGCAAAGUAUUUCACCUCCACGUAUGGCGUGCCGUGCACCGACAGCUGUGACAAGCGAGGUUCUGACUACUACUGGUGCCAUUCCAGCAGCGGUUGGGAUUACUGCUCACCAGGGGUGAAUAUUGAUUACUUUGGCAGCACCUGUCGCAAUGAUCAUCCCUGUGGCAAUUAUGGCGAAAAGUCCAAGAUGUGUUACUUGGACCGUGGCGGCUGGAGCAGAUGUUCACAAGUGGAGCCAAAGGCAAUGAUUCAAAAUACCAUAAACCUGCAAGAAUGCAAGACUCAUUGUAAGUAUUAUGACUCUGGGGAUUACUUCUGGUGCAAUACCUAUGACAACUGGGAUUACUGCUCACCUCUACCAGACAUCACCUACAGGGAUGUCAAGUGCCGCGCGGGCCACAAGUGUGGAACCUAUGGCGAAGCUUACAGCUGGUGCUACACGUCAUUCAACGAUGACUGGGAUUACUGUGGAGUUAUCCAUCCUGGAGAGUGCGCGUACUCCCAGUCGUUCCGCCGCAAACGACAACCUGAUUUUCCAAACGUGAUCUGUACCACGGAGGGGGACAACAACAACAGGAGGGUGACCACCUUCACAGAGGAAGGACAAUCCAGUAUAAUGGCGAACAUCAACAACAGGAUGCGCAACGAGGCAUUGAACCUAAUCAACCAAUGGGAUAACCAGCGCUUGAGCGAGCAGGCCAGGUCCAACUUGAUUUCAUCGGACCAUCUUCGCAUCGACAACCAGGGACUGAUCAACAGGAACAAUCAGCGAUGUUACAACCUGCAGAUCCAGAUCAACAAGGCUCGCGGCAGCAGCGAAAGUACCACUGUGUCACAGGUCAUAUGUCCUCUUGAUACUCCAGCUGACUACAUACGUACGGCCUUCAGGAGGAGCUUAGAGCGCCAGGCCAGGGUGAUAGUGGAAGUAAACGACGGACCAAGCACCUCGCCGAACAACAACAACAACAACAGAAAGUGUUGUAAGCGCCGUAAAAUCUAAUUUUGCUCGCUCACUAAGGAUCACCACAGAGCUUUGCUGAAUCAUGAAAACAAUUUGUUUACUUACAUUGACUGAGGUAACUGUACUCUUUAUAAAUGUAAUUUAAUAAACAUCAAUUCGUUGUGUAUUAGAAUGUUCAUUCGGCACAGAUUUAGAUAUAAUUGGCAUUUUAUGGGCAUUUUAUUUUAGGAUAUAAUGAGCAAACUAAUACACAAAGCAGAGUAUGUACAAUUCUGUUUACUAAAUGAAGAUGUGUAAUUGUACUUUGACUCAAUGUAAUUUUAACUUGACUCAAUUUAAUUGUACUUUGACACAAUCUAAUUGUACUUUGGCUCAAUGUAUGACCAAGGUCAUAAUACAAGCGGAAAAAGAACAAAUAAUGCUGAAUAUGAAAUAAAAAUAGCAGGGUGUGUAGACCUUCCUGACCUAAAUCAUUUCAACUGCUUUCCAAUAAAAAUCAUGUUGUAAAAAGAUUUUGGUGCAGAUGAGUGUCAGGCUCUGGAAGGAAACAAGGACGAGGCCAAUUAAUUUUACUCGAACAGUAAUAAGAAAAUGACCCUUGAUUCCAGAAAAGUCCUGAAACCUUUUCAUUGGCACCAGACGGAGUUUGAGAUAGAUAGAGCGAUAGAUAGAUAGAGCAGGCUGCCACCGAGCACAGCGCCAUCUUGCCUGGAUGGAAUGAUCUCACCACACUACCAGACGCACAUCCAGACUGAUUUCCUGCCCUUCAACCUACAAUCGACUCUUAGAUAAUAGUGUCUGUUUAAGACACAGAUGAAAUAAUAAUAAUCGGUAAAUGUUCUGUACAAGACUUAAUUUCUCAUUUUCAGCCCUGGGGUUUAUAAAUCUCUGCACCCCGAAGGCCGCAGCCCAACGUGUCGACCCUGGACGUGAACCAUAAAGCAUAGAAAACCAGCUUGU